Molecule: messenger RNA, 2347 nt
Organism: Sander lucioperca (pikeperch)
Lineage: Eukaryota; Metazoa; Chordata; Actinopteri; Perciformes; Percidae
Gene: gcnt7
Product: glucosaminyl (N-acetyl) transferase family member 7
Exons: 5
Coding region: 968-2254 (428 amino acids)
Cellular component (GO): membrane
Molecular function (GO): acetylglucosaminyltransferase activity
Source: RefSeq, a predicted model, not a curated record
AGGGGAUCUAUUGUGUUGCCAUAAUGCAGGCUCAGUGGGUGUGAACUCCGGCCAUGUGCUCUGUUCAAUACAAGAGGGAUAAUCUCAGAAGCUGACCAAGCAGCAAACAAACUCUGUGGGUGCUGCUCUGAAGUCAGUCCCUCUGCUGUUGCUAUUACCACAAAUGACACAGGCAAUCGGUGAGCUGAGAACCGUAUCCUUACGUCAGUGACAAAUCAACCAGCAACUUGCGUCAGCACUAAACCAUCUACUUGACAGGCAACAAGAACGUGAAAAAGACAGCGCUCAGUGGAGAGACACUGUGGAUAAUUUAAUAUGCGUACCUCUAUCUAGGCAAAUGUACUGGAAUUAAACCCAUUUGAGAGAAAAACGAAGAAAGAAACCUGAGGUAAAGGGGUUUGAGGAGAAAAAAAAAUGGAAAGCAAGGAGACGAAAAGAUGCAACACACCAGUGAAUAGGAAACUGUAUGGGGGAGGAGAGCGUAAAAACCUCAGGGAGAUGGGUGUGUGAGGUGCGAGAGUGUGUCAGUUGUGUGGGUGAGUGUUACUACUGGUAACCAGGCAGGAAAGGACGUUGUCUCAUGAGAACGUGACGAGAGAACAAAAAAGAGAAGGAACCACAUAUGAAAAGCAUUCUGUCUCACUGUGACAGAUUCUCAAGCUCUGAGAGUAGUCUCCUCCUACAACACAAUCUUGUGAAACCUGUGACAAAAACUACUACCACCACUAUUACUUCCGAUGCUGUUGUUCCUGCUGUUGCUGACGAUGGCGGCAAUGAAAAGGACUUGUGUUCUCCGCCGGACUCUAGACGGAUUGCAGUAACAAGCUCGGAGUAGCUGUUUUGAUAAUGAUCUGAACAGCAGCUGAUGUCUAAUGUUUUACUUCUUCACCGAGGACUACAGACUGAACUGCCUCAAAGGAGUUUUAUCUGUGGCGGUGCUGUUUGGAUACGGUGAAGGAGGAUUAUUAUGAGCCAGCUUGAGGGGACAAAAUGCAGCUUCCUGUUGUGCCUGGGGAUGAGUAUUAUUAUCUGUUCAGUCAUUUACAUGAGGACCAGGAUGCCAACUGAGCCUAAGCUGCCAGAACCUCCAAUUUGCAGGCCCUUCUCCACUGAAUGUAAAGCUCUGGUGCCCGGCAUGGAGGAAGGAGUGGAGUGGCACCGCCGUGACUGCCAGGUGGAAAGUUAUAUUCUGAAUAGUGGCAUGCAGUGUUCAAAUUUGACCAGUGACCUGCACUUCAUCACAAGACCUCUAAGUCGUGAGGAGGAGGACUACCCUUUAGCAUUCAUUGUAACUAUUCACAAGGAGCUGGAGCUAUUUGUGCGCCUCUUGCGGGCUAUUUACAUGCCACAAAAUGUCUACUGCAUUCAUGUGGAUAAUAAAGCUACGCUGGAGUACCAGGCGGCGGUAAUGAAGCUAGUCGGCUGCUUUAAAAAUACCUUCCUCUCCAGCCGCAGCGAGACAGUGACGUACGCUGGGUUUUCCCGCCUGCAAGCAGAUUUUAACUGCAUGAAGGAUCUAGCAAAGUCAAAGAUAGGCUGGAGGAAGGUGGUGAAUCUGUGCGGACAGGAUUUCCCUGUCCAGAGCAACCUGGAACUGGUGCGGUACAUGCAGAGCAAAGAGUGGAGGGACAGAAACAUGACGCCCGGGGUCAAGCAGCCGGAGUCUAUGAGGCACAGAACACAGCUUCAGCACAGGGAGAUAAUGGGCUCACAUGUAACCCAGAAAGGGUUGGGACUUAGGAAAGGUCCUCCUCCACAUAACUUGAAAAUUUAUUUUGGAACAGCCUACUAUGCUCUCACAAGAGCUUUUGUAGACUUUGUUCUGAAAAGCCCAAUAGCCCAGGACCUCUUGGAGUGGUCCAAAGACACGUUCAGUCCAGAUGAGCACUACUGGGUGACACUCAACCACAUCAAAGAAGCUCCAGGCAGCCACAUCGAUGGAGGCUGGGCAGGAGACAUCCGGGCAAUCAAGUGGAGGGAUCAAGAGGGAAGGACACACAAUGGCUGCAAAGGACAUUACGUACGAGACAUCUGUAUCUAUGGAGUGGAAGACCUACCAUGGAUCAUCAACAGGAACAGCAUGUUUGCCAAUAAGUUUGAGAGUAAUACCUUUCCUGAGGCCCUGGACUGCCUGGAGCAGUGGCACAGGAACAAGGUGCUGAACCAGGCAACUGUUCCCAUAGAGCCAUCAUGGCUGCUGGCCACACAGAGCAACUCAAGCAACAGCUACUUCAACAGCAUUGCCGGGGCAUGAAAUCGCCGCUGAUAUCCUCAACAAAAGUCGGCCUACAUGCAGUUCCGAUUAUUUGCACUCGUUCAGUGGCUGUGAAUGUCAAAAAUGUGGUCA